AUGGGCAACCAGGUGAUGGAGCUCAUCCUCUUGGUGAACAGGUUGCAGGACGCCUUCAGCACCAUGGGCCAGAGCUGCAACCUGGACCUGUCACAUAUAGCUGUAGUUGGCGGCCAGAGCGCAGAGUAUGCUGAGUUCCUCCACUGUAAGGGAAAGACGUUUUCAGACUUUCAGGAGGUUUGUCGGGAGAUCGAAGCAGAGACCGUGAGACUGACUGGAACCAAUAAGGUCUCUCCUGUCCCCAUCAACCUACGAGUCUAUUCCCCUCACGUGUUGAACCUGACCCUGGUAGAUCUACCUGGCAUGACCAAGGUACCUGUAGGAGGUCAGCCUACUGAUGUAGAGUACCAGGAGAGAGACAUGAUCAUGCAGUUUAUCUGUAAAGACAACUGCCUGGUCCUGGCUGUUACUCCAGCUAACACGGGCCUGGCAAACUCUGAGGCGCUCAAACUGGCCAAGGACGUCGACCUUCAAGGCCAGCGGACCAUAGGGAUCACUAAGUUAGAUCUGAUGGACGAGGGAACAGAUGCCCAGCACAUACUCGAGAACAGGUUACUGCCACUACGUUACAUUGGGGUGGUGAAUCGUAGUCAGAAGGACAUUGAUGGGAGGAAGGACAUUAAGGCAGCUCUGGCUGGAGAGAGGAAGUUCUUCCUGUCUCACCCUGCAUACAGACACAUGGUUGACAGCAUGGGUACCACACCUCUGAAGAGAGUCCUCAACCAGCAACUGACCAACCACAUCCGAGACAGUCUAAAAGUGUUCUGCAGUCGUCUCCAGAGCCAGCUCCUACCACUGGACAAAGAGGCUAAGGAGUUCAAACACUACAGAGCUGACGACCCUGCACGCAAGACCAAGUCCCUGCUACUGCUGGUGCAGCAGUUUGCAGCAGACUUUGAGAAGCAUAUCGAGGGCUUAGGAGACCAGGUGGACACCAUAGAACUGUCUGGAGGAGCCAAGAUCAACCGCAUCUUCCACGAACGCUUCCACUUGGAACUGGUCACGAUGGAAUCUGAUGAGAGGGAGUUGCGACGGGAGAUCAGCUAUGUCAUCAAGAACAUCCACGGCAUCAGGACAGGUUUGUUUACCCCAGACCAGGCGUUUGAGGCCAUAAUGAAGAGACAGAUAGUCAAGCUGAACGAUCCCUGUAUUAAAUGUGUGGACAUGGUCCUCCAGAAGCUGAUCACCACUGUGCGCUGAUGCACCACCAAGGUACCCACUGCUGUGUCUGUGUGCGUGCUUGUGUACAUUAUUCAGACCAAUAAGAAGGGCGCUGCAGGAAACCAGGUCAUCCGUAAGGGCUGGCUUACCAUCAACAGUAUCAUCAAGGGUGGGACCAAGGAGUACUGGUUUGUCCUGACCGCUGAGAGCCUGUCCUGGUUCAAGGAUGAUAAGGAGAAAGAGAAGAAGUACAUGUUACCAUUGGAUAACCUGAAGCUGAGAGGUGUGAAGAGCAGCUUCAUGUCCAGUAAACAUGCCUACUCCAUCUUCAGCACCGAACAGAGGAACGUGUAUAAGGACUACGGGUUCCUGGAGCUGGCGUUUGGCUCUCAGGAGGAGGUAGACAGCUGGAAAGCUUCUCUGCUGAGAGCCGGAGUCUAUCCUGAGAAAGUCACUGUUGAUAAGGAGAGUUAUGGUUCUAGUGAUAGUUUCUCUAUGGACCCUCAGUUGGAGCGUCAAGUAGAGACCAUCCGGAACCUGGUGGACUCCUACAUGAACAUCGUUUACAAAGCCAUUAGAGACCUCGUGCCCAAGACCGCCAUGCACCUCAUGGUCAACAACGUAAAGGAGUACAUCAGUAAUGACCUGGUGCAGCUCUACUCUCUAACAGAGAAGUGUCCAUUCCUCUACCUCCUCCUGUUGACUCCUUCUGGCUGCAUGGAGCCCCUGCGACCAGCCGCAGAGCCCCCACCCUCCACCAGAGGCCCCACCUCCAUGACACUACUAGUCUCCUCCGUGCUGCACCUCAUCCUUAUGGACCAACCAGCAACAACGCUGAUACCAACCAGUCUCCACCAGGCGGACUUAUCAGAUUGCCCCCCAAUGUACCCAGGAAAAGCACAAGCCCCUUUCUCUUAUUUCACAUCACAGGAACACUCUGCCAGCACACACACACCACAAGAUUCCUUUGUCUCUACAGGGAUCUUUCCUGGAGGCAACCCCCGGCUGUCCCCAUGAAACCAUCGCAAUGACCCCCCUCCCCUCAACACAACCCUGCCUCUUAUAGGCUGUACGAUGGAGUUGUCCUAUCAAUCAGAUGGAUUAUUUCAACUAAUUUCCCAAUUCGUAGACCUAUCCCCAAAGCACUUUUAUUCCCAACAUUCCAGACACUUUCAUAGAUCUGAAAUGAUUGGGUAGGUGUAAUCAAUGUGGUGAUAAUUCCUUUUAGUCUAUCAGAGGGAAAUGUGGAGCAAUCACCAUUUUUUAAAUCUGUUAUUUUACCAGGUUAGUUGACUGAGAACACAUUCUCAUUUGCAGCAACGACCUGGGGAAUAGUUACAGUGGAGAGGAGGGGGAUGAAUGAGC
Molecule: messenger RNA, 2526 nt
Organism: Oncorhynchus tshawytscha (Chinook salmon)
Lineage: Eukaryota; Metazoa; Chordata; Actinopteri; Salmoniformes; Salmonidae
Gene: dnm3a
Product: dynamin 3a
Cellular component (GO): cytoplasm; membrane; microtubule
Molecular function (GO): GTPase activity; GTP binding; microtubule binding
Source: RefSeq, a predicted model, not a curated record